Pollicipes pollicipes is the source of this 2905-nucleotide messenger RNA. Its product is annotated as sodium-coupled monocarboxylate transporter 1. The coding region runs from base 393 to 2117 and encodes 574 amino acids. NCBI's taxonomy places the organism in Eukaryota, Metazoa, Arthropoda, Thecostraca, Pollicipedomorpha, Pollicipedidae. Gene Ontology annotation, biological process: sodium ion transport; transmembrane transport. Gene Ontology annotation, molecular function: symporter activity. The record is from RefSeq and is a predicted model, not a curated record. Gene Ontology annotation, cellular component: membrane. The transcript is spliced from 11 exons.
CAGGUGGCGUCGAGGGCGAGCGCGAAGUGCUGGACACCGGCCGCUGACUGUCUGCCAGCGGCUGAUACUCGUCGAGGAACGGUGCACCAGGAGCCGGCACACACCUAGGAGCGGUGCACCAGGAGCCGGCGCACACCGAGGAGCGGUGCACCAGGAACCGGCACACACCGAGGAGCGGUGCACCAGGAGCGGGCACACCGGGGAGCGGCGCUGCAGGAGCCGGUACAUGCCGAGGACUGGUGCAGCAGGAGUCGAACUCUCAAAGGGGAGCGUUGCUGCAGGACUCUCCAGUCUUAGCCAGGCUCGACCUGAGAACACGUCGGGGCCGUUUGACACGUGACUCCGGGCCCGCCAGACCUGCCGAUCUUCCAACCUCAGCCGGGCCAGCAAAGAUGGCGGCGGCGUCGGCCGAGUUUGGCACGGUCAACUUCGUGGUGAUGGUGGCGUUCUUGGUGGCUACGCUGGCCAUCGGCGUCUUCUACGGUCUACGAGGUCACGAGGCACACCGACUGCUCAUCUCGCGCGAUAUGGGCGUUGCACCUGUCUCGCUCUCCAUCAUGGCCACCUUCCUCUCCGCCAUUCUCAUCGUCGGUACUCCAUCGGAGAUAUUCUACUUUGGCUUGGAGUGGGCUGUCGCCGUGCUGACAUUCCCCAUCGCCGUCGUCAUUUCUGCCACGCUGUUCCUGCCCAUCUUCUUCAGACUGGGUUUAAUCAGCGUCUAUGAGUACCUGGGACGGCGAUACAACUCGCGGUUGAUGACGGUGGUGGGCACGUUAGCCUUCAUGACGCAGAACCUGCUGUACACGGGGAUUGCCCUGUACGCACCCACCAUCGUGCUCAGCAACGUGACCGGCAUCUCCAACUGGCUGGCCAUCUGCGUCGUCGGUCUGGUCGGCACCUCCUACACCGCCUUCGGAGGAUUCCAAGCCGUGAUCUGGGCAGACGUGAUGCAGGCGCUCGUCAUGAUCUCCGGCGUGCUCUCCAUCAUCAUUCAGGGCUGUAUCAACGUCGGAGGGUUCUCACAGAUGCUGGCCGUUAAUAGGGAGCAUGGCCGCCUCACCAUGUUUACAUGGGACAUCAAUCCGCUGCAGCGCCACAACUUCUGGAAUACAUUCUUCGGCCAGCUCUUCAUGUGGACAUCCUUGCUGGGGGUGAACCAGCCCGCGGUGCAGCGGCUUCUCAGCCUGCCCACGUACAAGAAGGCUGCACUGACAAGCAUCAUCGGGGGCUUCAUGAUGACUAUGAUGUGCUCCCUGGCCGUGAUCGCCGGGCUUGCUAUCUUUGCCACUUACGCCACAUGCGACCCGCUGCGCUCGGGCGUUACCGAGAGGCGAGACGAGCUCGUGCCACACUUCAUGGCUGACCAGCUGGGCCACGUGCCUGGCUUGGGCGGCCUCUUCAUCGCCUGCGUGCUCAGCGGCGCGCUCAGCACUAUCUCGUCGUCGCUCAACUCGCUGGCGGCCUGCACGUGGGAGGACUUCUUCCGCGACAGCGCCUGCACCGCCGGCCUUACGGACCGCGGCCGGCGCUGGGCACUGAGAGGGAUAGCUCUGGUGUUCGGGGUCGCCUCGAUUGGCAUGGCGUUCCUGGCCAAGAACAUGGGCGGCGUGCUGCAGAUUGCCAUUGGCGUAUACGGCGGCUGCACGGGGCCCAUCCUCGGCCUGUUCUGCAUGGCUCUCUUCGUGCCGUUCUCCAACCGCGCGGGUGCCACUGUCGGUCUGGUGGCGGGCCUAUGCGUAGCGCUCUGGGCGUCGUUCGGUGCCUCCUUCAGCGGCGCCUCGCCGCCGGUGAUGAUGCCCACCCGGCAAGACGGAUGUCUGGCCAACACCACCACCAUCAUCACCAACGCCACACAGCCAGAGUCGGCAAUCGUUGACAAAUCUGCAUUAGAAACGUUCUACAGCAUAUCCUACAUGCUCUACUCAGUGCUCGGUUUCGUUACAACUACGAUAACAGCCAUCAUCGUAUCCCUACUGACAGGGGGCUUAAAAGCCGAAGUGGAUGGAGAGCACCUUAGUCCUGUUGUCAAGUGCUUAGCUCCAAAGAAGAAAUACCGGCUGUCGCACAUAAAUGGAACGUCAAAUACGGGCUUCGAAAUGGAAGCGAUUAAGAAGUGAAAGCUGACGAUUGGUGACACCCGUUUGCCGCUUGUUUAAGUCCAGCUGGCUCUGAAGCCACGGCCCACCUGACUAGCUGCUGUUAUCAGCACCCACCACUGCGCUCCCUGCUGUAUGCGACAUCUGCCGCUGUACUGUCUGUCGUAUACGGCGUCUGCCGCUGCGCUGUCUGCUGUAAACGGCGUCUGCCGCUGCGCUGUCUGCUGUAUACGGCGUUUGCCGCUGUGCUGUCUGUUGUGCAUGGCGUCCGCCGCCCGGUGCGCUGUCUGCUGUAUACGGUGUCUGCCACCGCGUUCUGCUAUUACGGCAUCCGCCGCUGCAUUCGGCUGUAAACGGCGUCUGCCGCUGCGCUGUCUGCUGUAUACGUCGUCUGCCGCUGCACCAUUUGCUGUCUGCGACGCCCGCCACUGCGCUGUUGCGUCUACGACCUGGGCGUGGCGUUCUGUGGCGGCCGCCGUCCUAACCGCUCCCCGUCUCUCGUCAUCUGCCGCUGCCAACCGUCGUCUGCCUUACCAGUGUUGGUGCUAAUGUUGAUAUUGGUGGAGUUGACGCCGGCGCCUAGCGCUGCGUUGUCCCGCGCGUUUGCCCGAAGCGUCUGGAGUAGGUCUGUGAUUGGAUAACACCCAACCGCCACGCGAGUACGUGAGGCGUGGUGAUUGGUGGGACCGGGUGAGCUCAGCGCGGCGUGACCUGUGGCGAGGUCGGCCCGCGCGGUGAACGGGAUCGGGAGUAUGUGUCAUGUCAUGAGAUGGAUGUAUGGUUUUUUAGAUAAUAGAGUAACAUGUGAG